Leptidea sinapis is the source of this 3239-nucleotide messenger RNA. RefSeq names its product suppressor of lurcher protein 1 (gene Sol1). Lineage: Eukaryota; Metazoa; Arthropoda; Insecta; Lepidoptera; Pieridae. The record is from RefSeq and is a predicted model, not a curated record. Bases 162 to 2048 code for a protein of 628 amino acids. The transcript has 15 exons. Gene Ontology annotation, cellular component: plasma membrane.
AGAGGUCGGUCGACUACGUCGUAGCAAAUAUGUAACUGCGCGGUUUGUUCUUAAAACUUAAGAGACGUACUAUGUUAUGUGAAGUUCAAAGUGAUAUGUGGAAUCAUUAAAUCUGAACUCAUGUUUACUUUAAGACCCAAGAUCUGUGAAAAGUGACAAGAAUGAACUUCAGAGAUAUGCAGUUAUCAAUAACAUUGCUGACGUUGUUCUCAAUACACGUUGUGGAUGAAGGAUAUGCGCUUAACCCAAGUUGCUCGUGCAUCCGUUUCACGUCUUCUCAUGGCAAGACACGCGGCACCUUCAGCAGUCCAGACUAUCCUCACCCGUACCCUCACUCUCGCUGUCUUCUCUACACUUUCCUCGCUCAGCCACACCAGAUUGUAGAGAUAACUUUCACGGAAUUUGAUAUCUACAAGGAGCAUCUAGAGUGUACCAGAGGCGACUACAUAAAAGUGUACUGGGAGGUCCAGGGUCCUGGUCCUCCGGGAGCUAUCAACGAGCGAUCUGCCUGGGCUAAGGAGUUGUGUGGAAGUAGAGCAGACAUUCCUCCAAGUCUUUACUCACCAGGACCAGCUAUGGUGUUAGAGUUUCACGCGGGAGUAAAGCAGAACAAUGCAACAGGCUUCCUUGGAACUUACAGCUUUAUUGACAAACGCUUGUUCGAGACGGAAGGCGUCCGGAUACAGGGGACGGCGUGUGACUAUCAGUUUAGCCGGUCCGGAAACCGACCGGCACAUGGCCGGCUCUACAGUCCAAGAUACCCGUCCAACUAUCCCAAUAAUGUGCGGUGCUCCUAUCAUUUUCACGCCAGGCCAAAAGACCGCGUCAAAUUAGUCUUUGAAGAAAUCUCUUUACAGAAAGGCGAUGUAAGUUGCCUACGGCGAGCGGAUAUCAUCAAGGUGUUUGAUGGCAAUGACACAGAAGGGCCAACAAUAGCGAUGCUGUGUAACGAGCUUACAGGGUACGAAGUGUUGUCAACGGGUCCCUACCUACUGCUGCAGUUCACGGCUAACUCAGCAUCACCUGGACAAGGAUUUGCUGCCACCUUCCACUUCCAACCACCGCCUGAUUCAACAGCUGCUGAUUCAGAUCGUCUUUUGAAGCUGAGCUUUGGAAAAGCCUUCGAAUCGCUUGGCCCUGAAGUAAGCGCAACAACCUCAUCGUGCCAUCAAGAGUUCAACAGUGACGGCUCAAAACACGGCACCCUGACAUCUCCUCACUAUCCGCUCGCUUAUCCUUCAAAUACACACUGUCACUACGAGUUCUUUGGCAGAGGCAAAGAAAGAGUACGCCUUAUUUUUCAAGACUUCAUACUUUAUAAGCCACCAGACGGUUCCACAGAUUGUACGAAUGUUGAUUCACUUCAAGCAUUCAUCAGCGUGGACGGCCGCUUAGAAAAUGUUGCCUCAUUCUGUGGAGUCAAUCUCCCGAAACCAGUGAUGUCCAACGGUCCAAAACUAAUGAUGGAGUUUAGAGGGACACAGUCAUCGAGACAAGCUCGGGGAUUCAAAAUAUCAUAUUCAUUCGUAGAAAAUUUUGGAAUAACAACAGGUCGACAGUUGAAAGAAUUUCCUUGUGCAUUCGUUUAUAAUAGCAGUGAGGCUCACAAUGGAACAAUAGCGUCACCCAAUUCGCCUGGUGCUUACCCGAGAGACACAGAGUGUUCAUACUUUUUUCACGGAGGACAGACUGAGAAAGUUCAUCUUCAUUUCACGCAUUUCGAUGUGGAAGGGGUGUCGCCGUGUGAGGCAGUUUCAGCAAGCGAUUACGUUGAAUUUUCCAAUUAUAUCACUGAAGACAGUAGGUAUGGUAGAUACUGUGGUCAGCAGAAGGAAUUUCACGUGGAAUCAGAGAGAAACUUCUUCAAAGUUACAUUCCGAUCUAAUGAUCGAUUAGACGGAACUGGAUUCAAAGCGAUCUAUCAAUUUCUAGAAGUAUCUGACGAAUAUCAAGCUCCGAUAUCUGACCUCGGAUCGUCAGUCAUUCAUUCCUAUUUGUGUUUGGUGCUAACCACAAUCAUCUCAGCAUAUUAUCAUCUAUGUAAUUAAAUGAAGUGAUAUUAGAUAAUAUUAUUAUUAUAUAGCGUCUAGGUAGUUUUUCAAUCCUGUACAUUUUGUAAUAUAGUCUGUACCAUACACUAGUAAUUUGUUAUCUGUAGGUUUGGUCUUUUGUUCACUAUAACUUAUCAAGAAAUUCUGUUUUAGUAGUACCUAUAAGUAAUUACAGCCAAAUACAGCCAUAGAAGGUUCAUAUUCUAGAAAGUGUCUCAAUUCAUAAUACUAUUUAAUGAUUCACUGUCUUCAUAACUAAAGUUAAAAGAAACAAAAUUUACUUGAUCACGGACUUCGUAUAGAGGCGGAUUUUGGAAUAUGGACUUAAUUAUCCUGGUAACGCGAGCAGUCCAAUGUGCUCAAAAUCCUAUUUUAGAAACACUAAACCGACUGCUCAGGUGACGUGGAACAGUUAUCGGCCUUAUAGACCCAGUCAAAGUCGUUGACAGAUGUAUCUAAAAACUACACCUAUUCUCUUUAUUAGAUAGAUCCCUUGCGUGAUGCGUUAUGUCUUAAAUCAUAAUUAAAUUCUGUUUGCUAAGUGAUGGCACUUAAUAUUUCCGUCAUUGUUACCAAUAAAAAAAUAGUUUCAGCGAGAUUUUAAAAUUAGUAUAGACUAAGUCAAACCAGUUUAUCCUGAAGAUCAUAUUAGGCUCGAUCAGUUUAUUGAUAUCAUUCUCAACUAGUUCAGCCUAGGCUAAAGGGGUUUGUCCUAAGGCCGAUACGAGAAACUAGUUUAACCUAGUCCCUACCAGCUUAUUCUGUCGCCAAGAAUGAACUGGUUUGGCCUAGGAAAAACUAGUUUAUCCUAAAAUCGGGUUUGGCUGGGAACAAUAAUUUUGCUUUACCAAAUAUCAAUAAUGACUUAUGUGUUCAACACUAAAGGAAUUAAAGGAGUGCUGCCAGUAAAGGAGAAAGAAGAAUUUAACAUGAAUAUAAAUAAAAAAUGUACUGUUAAUAUAUUUCUUUAAUCUUACGAGUAAUCAAUUUGUUUCUCGUUUUUAAUUAUUUAAAUAUAAAAUGUAAAUCAAUACUUGUUGAAUCUAUGUGAAGUUUGACGAAAAAGAGAGUAUCUAACUGCGUUUUGAAAGUAGAUACUCUUAAUUAUGCUACCAAGUAAAACAAUCACAAUAAUAUUCUCGCUGGCACAUAUUGUACCUAAUUAUAAUCAAUAAAUUAUAUAUUUCA